CCCAGCCGCCGCUGCGGAGCCCGCCGGGAGCCCCCGGAGCGCGGCCACGGCGCAGCUGCCGCCAUGGCCCAGACCCUGCAGAUGGAGAUCCCGAACUUCGGUAACAGCAUUCUGGAGUGUCUGAAUGAGCAGCGGCUACAGGGCCUGUACUGUGACGUGUCUGUGGUGGUCAAGGGCCAUGCCUUUAAAGCCCACCGGGCGGUGCUGGCCGCCAGCAGCUCCUACUUCCGGGACCUGUUCAACAGCAGCCGGAGCGCGGUGGUGGAGCUGCCGGCCGCCGUGCAGCCCCAGUCCUUCCAGCGGAUCCUCAGCUUCUGCUACACGGGCCGGUUGAGCAUGAAUGUGGGUGACCAGUUCCUGCUCAUGUACACGGCCGGCUUCCUACAGAUCCAGGAGAUCAUGGAGAAGGGCACUGAGUUCUUCCUCAAGGUGAGCUCCCCCAGCUGCGACUCGCAGGGUCUGCACGCCGAGGAGGCCCCAUCAUCCGAGCCCCAAAGCCCCGUGGCCCAGACAUCCAGCUGGCCGGCCUGUGGCACCCCGCUGCCCCUUGUGUCCCGCGUCAAGACGGAGCAGCAGGAGUCGGACUCCGUGCAGUGCACGCCGGUGGCCAAGCGGCUGUGGGACAGCGGCAGCAGUGGCGGUGGCAAUGGCAGCCGCAAGAUGGCCAAGUUCUCCACGCCGGACCUGGCUGCCAACCGGCCACCCCAGCAGGCCCCAGUGGUGGCAGCGGCGCAGCCAGCCGGGGUGGCGGUGGCGGCGGCUGCAGGGGCUAGCACUGGGCAGCCAGCGGGGGGGCCGGCGGCCACAGCGGCGGCAGCAGCAGCAGGGGGCGUGGUGAGUGGGCCCAGCACGUCAGAGCGGACCAGCCCGGGCACCUCAAGCGCCUACACCAGCGACAGCCCUGGUUCCUACCACAAUGAGGAGGACGAGGAGGAGGAUGCUGGCGAGGAGGGCACAGACGAGCAGUACCGGCAGAUCUGUAACAUGUACACCAUGUACAGCAUGAUGAAUGUCGGCCAGACAGCCGAGAAGGUGGAGGCCCUCCCUGAGCAGGUGGCCCCUGAGUCCCGGAAUCGCAUCCGGGUGCGGCAGGACCUGGCGUCUCUCCCGGCUGAGCUCAUCAACCAGAUUGGCAACCGCUGUCACCCCAAGCUCUACGAUGAGGGUGACCCCUCCGAGAAGCUGGAGCUGGUGACAGGCACCAAUGUGUACAUCACGAGGGCGCAGCUCAUGAACUGCCACGUCAGCGCGGGCACGCGGCACAAGGUCCUGCUGCGGCGCCUCCUGGCUUCCUUCUUUGACCGGAACACGCUGGCUAACAGCUGUGGCACCGGCAUCCGCUCUUCCUCCAACAACCCCAGUCGCAAACCGCUGGACAGUCGCGUCCUUCAUGCUGUCAAGUACUACUGCCAGAACUUCGCUCCCAACUUCAAGGAGAGCGAGAUGAACGCCAUCGCAGCUGACAUGUGCACCAAUGCCCGCCGUGUCGUGCGGAAGAGCUGGAUCCCCAAGCUCAAGGUGCUCAUGGCCGAGGGCGACGCCUACACCACCUUCAUCAGCGACACGGGCAAGAUAGAGCCGGACAUGAUGGGCGUGGAGCACAGCUUCGAGACGGCCAGCCACGACGGCGAGGCCGGCCCCUCGGCUGAGGCCCUCCAGUAACUACCACCGGACCCUCCCCGCGGGGCCGUCACACUCCCCCCACCCGCCCCAUCACACCCACCCACCAUCUUGGUCACGAGCUACUGUCUGUCCCUCCCCAGGACCCGCGGGGGGCGCUGCAUGCUCCCAGCCCCUCUGCCUCCUCAUCCCACCCUCCGAGCACCAUCCGAGUGGGCUAGGAGAGGGCGGCAGCCGGUGCGAGCUCCGCGCCGCCUCUCUAGCAUGCUCGGGCACCGCUGGGGAGCCUGCGCUCCCCCUCCCCUAACCUCCAGCAGUGGUCUCCCCACUCACCAGGCCAGGUAUGGGGAGGGGCCGGCCUGGGGGGCUCAGGAAGGCCCCUUCCCCAGGCCCGGGGCCCCAGGGUUCUCAGGACCCCUCCUGCCACCACCUCCCAGUGCUUCCAUGUUUCCAAAAGCGCCUUCCUGACUCCCUCGUCUGUCCCUGCACCUGGGGGCUGGGGUAGGCGAGGCGGAGGGGACUGCCCAUUUCACAGCUGAGGGAACCCAGGCUCAGAGGAACUCCACCAUUGACCUACGGUGGUGGGCGGUGGCGGGCCCGGCGCCCUUCUCCUCCCCCCCCAACCCUGCGCCCACCUCUCUUGCCCCCAUCUGUCCCCUGGGGCCUGAGAGGGGCAGGUCCCAAGUGGGGGGCUCUUGGAAGCAGGCCAGGGGUCUCUGCGAAUAGAAUGAGAGGUUUCCUGGGCUCGCAGAAGUGUGUGCGUGUGUGCGCGCGCGCGCGCGCGCGUGUGUGUGUGUGUGUGUGUGUGUGUGUGUGUGUAGACGUUUUUGCUUUUAAACAAAUGAAGAUAUGAGAGGCAGUAGGGCCAGGGCUGGAAGUCAGGGGAGCAGGCUGGGGGGCUGCUGCCCUUGCCCCCCUCCCCCACCCCAGCCCCCGGCCCCAGCCCCUGUACAUAAUUUUUAAAGCAUUUUUUUAGCUAAUGAAAUAUUGAAGUAUAAGAUUCCUUUUAUUUUUCAAACCAACGGGACUGUGUCUGAUGUCCCCUUCGGUCCUGGGGGACGUGACAGGCAGGACAUGGUGGGGGCUGGGGGCAGGGUGAAGGCGUGCGUGUGUAUGGAGUGUGGGUGCGCAGUUCUGAGGCUGGGACUCGGCCAGGCCUCUGCUUGGGCUCUGUGGGUCUGACCAGGACCCCCUUGCUCCGCUGCUCCCCAGCGGGGUUCCAUUUGAGGGGUGGCCCUGGCCUUAGCCCGUUGGCUGAGCCCAGCUUCUGGGGACAAGGCAGGGCCCGCUUCCAUUGUUAGCAGUUUGCAGAAUUUUCUCUAACCAUUCCUCUUUCUAUCCUCGCCCAGUGCGAGGGAUUUUUUUUUUUUUUUAAUUUUACAUGUGAACUUUGGAGAGUUCUUUUUUUUUUUUUUUUACUCCCUGUUCCCCCACACUGGGUGUCCUUUUUUUCACAAUUUUCACCUUUUCCUCUCUAGCCCUGUCCCCACUGCCUCUUGUCUCUUCCCAGAUCUGACCGGCCCAUUGCUCCCAUUGCUCCCAGCGGCCUUUCCAGAGGCCAGGGGGAUUGUAGGAAGUGGGGAGAGGGGGGUGGCGGCCAGCCCUGACUGGACCCUUGGAAUCUGACUUGGAGGCCUCCCCCACCACCCAGGAGCCCCCACCGAUCUGCAAGGGGGUCGCUCCUGACAACUUGUUGUGGGGAUGUGGGGGUGUCUGGUCUGGCCAGUGUCCUGGCACCCUGCUUUCCUGGCCUGGCCCCCGCACCUUAGCCCUCAGCCGGCCCAGUGUAUGGGGGGAGUCGACGCCCCAGCUAAAGCACAAGCACCUUAGUCGCACCUCCCCCACGCCCUUGUCCUGGCCUUGACAUCCUACCCCAGCAUCGAUCCCAAAGCACAAUAUCCUGGUCACUUGGCAAGCUGCCGGGCCGGCCAAGGCCGAGGGGCCGGCUGGGGCUCCAGCCAGACCCCACAAGGAAGGAGUCCUAGGCGCUGCCCUCCUUCCAGGCCUUAGCAGGGGCCAGCUCUCUGGGACUGGGGUCUUUUCCCUCCCUAGCCCUUUGUCCUGGAUAGGCCCCUGCCCAGCCCCUCCCUGCCUUGUCCCCGGGUGGGGCUUGCCCGUGUCCCUCCUCCGAGCCCCUGCAGCACUGGGUUGGGUGGGAGAGCCCCCUCAUUUCAGGGACCCCAGGAGGUGCCCCUGGCCCCGGGGACUGUGAGUUGGGGGGAGAGGGAGGGAAGGGGGGGUGGCAGGGGUGCAGGGGAGGAAACUCCUCACCAGGAGAGCCAAAGACAGGGUUGUGCCUUACCCCAGGAGCCACCCCUGCGUCCCUCCCACCCUGCCCUCCCCACCUCCUGGGCGGCCUGCUGCUUUUCCUUCUCUCCCCACCCCUGCCCUGCCCUGCUCUGAGCUGCAUGGUCCCCCCAACCCCGGGCAGCCCAGGGAGGAGCACGAAUGGAGAAUCACCAACCAACGCAAAAAAAAAAAAAAAAAGACUGUGGGGGCCCCCCCCUUCACCUCCCCUGGCCGCCCACUCACCCGCCUCUUUCACGCAGGACAGACCGCCCGCCCUGUCCGUGUGAAGUGCCAACGGCCUCCCCGCCCUGGGCCGACCCCCCACUCCCCGGGCCCGUAAGUGAGA
Molecule: messenger RNA, 4255 nt
Organism: Neogale vison (American mink)
Lineage: Eukaryota; Metazoa; Chordata; Mammalia; Carnivora; Mustelidae
Gene: NACC1
Product: nucleus accumbens associated 1
Exons: 6
Coding region: 64-1662 (532 amino acids)
Biological process (GO): regulation of transcription by RNA polymerase II
Molecular function (GO): DNA-binding transcription factor activity, RNA polymerase II-specific; RNA polymerase II cis-regulatory region sequence-specific DNA binding; protein binding
Source: RefSeq, a predicted model, not a curated record